AUGUCCAUGUUCAGAUCUGCAGCAGAUAUUUCAUCAUCCGAUCCGGAGUCUGACUCGGAUGAGGGCGAGUCCAGUGGUCAUCAAACCCCGAAUCCCAACAACGAGGGGACCACUGGCCCUCGAAACACCAGCAAGGGCAAGGCAUCUGCGAACCUAUCAAGCAGCCUUGAUUCAGGCAGCGAAGUAGACUCCUCAAUAUCACGAGAUGAUUUCUCCGCCUUGUCACAGGAUGCCCUGGGCUCGAAUGUGCAGCGCCAUGCGAACUUCAUGACAGCCGCUCUGCUUGAGUUCUACUGCCAAAGUCGAGCGGCAGACAUUCUCAAUGCGCAGAAGGGCUCUGGCAAAAGGUUCACUCGACAUUGUCCAGAGGCACAAUAUUUGGGCAAGAAGCUUUACAAAUACAAAUCCCAAUUUCUCGCAUCACAUGGGGUUUUAGCAGAUGGCGUUGACAAAGAAGAAUUGGAGGGAACAAGACAGACAUAUCGUGACAAUUUGGAUUUGCUGGGUCUCUCUGCGCUGGAUGACUUAAACUUGAACGAAACUCGACCGCCAACACCGAUUGAAGGCAGCGAAGAACUUGCUCUGGUGUCGCAAAAUUUCUGGGCCCAGCAAGGGGUCAAGGUGACCGAUAGCAAUGCUCAUUUCUGGAAAGUGCCAGGUGAUGAUGCGCCGUUUCGUAAGGAAGCACCUCCAACCAGCAAUUUCAACGUUCUUGAAGGUAUUCCCAUCAGUGCGCCCAGCCUGCCUGCCCCAUCGAGACCAUUGUUUGGAAGCUCGCCCGUGAGCAUGCCUUUGUUCAAUGGACCCGCCAUGCCGCCAUACAACCACACGUCACGCUAUUCAGUCGAGUUCACCGAACUCAAGAUUCUUGGUCGUGGAUCUUUUGGGGAGGUGUACCAUGUCACCAAUCAUAUUGACGGACAAGAUUAUGCGGUCAAAAAGAUUCCUCUUAGCCAGAGGCGCCUCGAUCAACUGCAGUAUGGCGGUCAGAACCAGUUGGAAACCAUUAUGAAAGAGAUCCGGACACUGGCUCGACUUGAGCACACAAAUAUUGUUCGGUAUUACGGUGCCUGGGUCGAACAGGCGCAUGUCUCGCGUCGUAGCCCCUUCGAGCAACAAGCACACACUAGAUACGAACCGCCGCAUAUUGAUAUCCCAAGUCAGGGUGCCACAAAUGAGCCCAGCUUGGGGAUUGUGUUCGAGCAUUCCGAGAGCUCGGCAGUGGAGUCGCAUGCUAGUAGCUCUUUACCCGAUGAACAUGGAUUCUCUACCCGUAUUUCGCGCUGGGACAGCCAUGCCACGUCAUCUUCCCGUCGUUCAAAGAAGAGCUCGGGGACAGGAAAUGAGGAUGACGAUGAUAUUGAGUCCAUCCCUCGAGACUUUGACAAUCCAACCUAUGGCCAGACCUCCACAUUUGGAGAGACGGACGACAUCUUCACCGAUGGCUUGAGCCAGGAUCAGUCGAGAUUCCAGGUUCAACGACAAAAUCGGGCUGGUCAACCAGCGCCAGCUGUCAUCCUCCACAUCCAGAUGUCUCUUCACCCCAUCUCUCUCAGCUCCUAUCUAAAUUCACAAUCAGCCGAUAAAGCCAACACCGGCGAUGGCUCUCCGUCUCGCCGUCAUUGUUUUCAUUUGAUGCCCUCAUUGAGACUGAUGCUGGACAUUAUCUCGGGUGUUGAGUAUCUACAUUCUAAGGGCAUCGUCCACCGGGACUUGAAGCCGGCGAACAUUUUCCUGUGUGCACCUGAGAGUACCACCCUGGAUAUCUGCGUUUCCUGCAACCAUGAUCCUACUUCACCGACCCAUUUCUGUCGUCCGCGCAUUGGGGACUUCGGCCUGGUCGCGGAUAUCUCACACUUGAAUGAGCUUUCCGCAGAGAGCGGCGCCAUUACGCCCUAUCGCGAAGGUCCCAAGAUACAGCGGGUUGUAGGGACUGAGUUCUACCGACCUCCUGCCGGCUCAGGCACGUCAGAUUCUUCCUGUUAUUUUGAUGAGUACAAGAUUGAUGAGAAACUUGAUGUGUAUGCUUUGGGCGUGAUAUUGUUUGAGCUUCUCUAUCGCUUUAACACCAAAAUGGAACGGCAGAUGGUGUUGAAUGAUUUGACCGGACGAGCGACUACUUUCCCAAGUGACUUUGCGGUCAAGAUCGACCGUUGUGAGACGCAACUUCCGACGGGCCUCACUGUCGCGGAGACCAUCAUGAAUUGCAUCAGAGGGAUGUUGGAUCCCCAGUCACGGCGACGAUGGGGGCUACGAGAAGUCAAAGAGCACCUGCGCCCGAUCUACAAGUGUAUCAAACACCUGUAA
Molecule: messenger RNA, 2307 nt
Organism: Penicillium subrubescens
Lineage: Eukaryota; Fungi; Ascomycota; Eurotiomycetes; Eurotiales; Aspergillaceae
Product: putative protein kinase
Exons: 1
Coding region: 1-2307 (768 amino acids)
Biological process (GO): protein phosphorylation
Molecular function (GO): protein kinase activity; ATP binding
Source: RefSeq, a predicted model, not a curated record